Messenger RNA from Striga asiatica, 570 nucleotides. NCBI's taxonomy places the organism in Eukaryota, Viridiplantae, Streptophyta, Magnoliopsida, Lamiales, Orobanchaceae. The record is from the annotation of a GenBank genome assembly.
AUGGCUAAACCAGACCAGCCCGACAGACGCGAUGCCACCUUAGUCCACCACCAUCGAGCCCCCGAAGACCCCAACCCACAACCUUCCACACAACGACCAAGCACCAAGGACCGCCGAAAACAGGAAGUUCGAGGGUCAGCCUCACAUCAAAAGCCGAGCACGACCUCCGGCCCAACCCACCGCACCCCCGAAAAAAUCAUCAACCGCACAAUUUCCUCGACAUGGCAUCCGAGAAGGAAGCAACCCACUCGAAUAAUAGCGACCACCGCCCGCCGGGUUCCAGACCGACAGGGGAUUGACAGAUGCCGAUCCGCGCCGCUGAGAGUGGCCCACGCUCCGGUGAGGAGGCUACAUCAACUCGGCGAUUUUGGUCCUAGCUGCUUGGGUCGUCCCACUGAAGGUCUUGAGGUCGUCGCCAUCCCAAAGGUCCUGAGGUCAUUGCCAGACCCGAAGGUCCUGAGGUUGUCGCCACUGAAUGUCCUGAGGUCGUCACCGGACCCGAAGGUCCUGAGGUCGUCGCGCUGUCCUGUGAACCAACCUACCCCAAGUAUAUUGAGGUCAUCGACAUGA